Messenger RNA from Hevea brasiliensis (rubber tree), 1760 nucleotides. RefSeq lists its product as uncharacterized. The transcript is spliced from 7 exons. NCBI's taxonomy places the organism in Eukaryota, Viridiplantae, Streptophyta, Magnoliopsida, Malpighiales, Euphorbiaceae. The coding region runs from base 213 to 1430 and encodes 405 amino acids. The record is from RefSeq and is a predicted model, not a curated record.
GACGAGAGGUAGAAACGACACGUCGUUAAUAUUGUCAUCAAAAUACCGUCGGAUCUGAAAUCUCAAUCUCUUUAUUCUGCUAAAAAUCCUUUUCUCUUUUCCUGUUUGGUGGAUUUGCAGGGUUUUAUCAUUUAUGCGUAUAGAAUUAGUUAAUUGUUGGUAUAAUCUUCGCUCAAGGAUAGAGCACGAGAAGUUAGGUCGUUAGCAGUGGUAUGUGUUGGCGAUGGUUGUUGAGCUGUAAAAUCCUUAGAAAGAUUAGUUUAGGCAUGAGAUUUUACGGUGGAUGGCUCCUUUGUCUCUCUCUGCUACUUGUCAUUUUCCAUAUCUUCUCCGUUGUCGAAUUUCAUCCCAACUCCGUUAUAGAAGGUGGCCCCAAUAAACGAAAUAAAAAGUCUGAUCAUCUGCUUCUUGGUCCUGCUGCCGGGCAAGGCUUGCCUAAUCGAUUGCAAUGCCAAGGCCCAGGCUCUAAAGCUCUCAACAAGACCCAUUUGCUAACCUCUCCCAGUGCCUCUAAUGUUGGAGAUAGAAUUGUUUUUGUCACCAUGUUUACCAUUUACAACACUUCAUUGGAUUCACAUGCUGACAGUAAAUCAUCAAAUCUUGUUACUGUUGGGAAUGUUUCAUACACUAAGACAGAGAGGUCAAUGGCCAUUUUGAAUGUCUUCAUUAAUUUUAUCCAGGUGACAAUGCCUCGGAGCAGUGUUAUCAUUCUUACUGAUCCAGAAUCUGAUCUCUUGCUGCAAAGAAAUAAAGUCACUUUGUAUCCCAUUCAGGGUGAAUAUUCUAGGGAGAAGUUAAUGCUUCAAAGAAUCAGAUCUUACAUUACUUUUCUAAACACAAGGCUGAAGGAACUUGCUCAGAACCCAAGGCAUACAAGUCAUUACAUCUUCACGGACUCAGAUAUAGCUGUGGUUGAUGACUUGGAACACAUUUUUCAAAAGUUCCCAAAAUUUCACAUGGCCCUAACCUUCAGGAACAACAAGGAGCAACCUUUAAAUUCUGGAUUUAUAGCAGUAAGAGGGACCCCUAAGUCGAUUUUAAGGGCAAAAAUCUUCCUUCAAGAAGUACUUGAAGUUUACACUUCAAAGUACAUGAGUGCUUCUCGAAUGCUUGGGGAUCAGUUAGCUCUUGCCUGGGUCAUAAAAUCUGACCCCAAUUUUGAUUUGCGGAGAUUUAGCAAAGCACGGGCCUUUUUAGCAGAAAUUGGUGGUGCUUCAGUGCUAUUCCUACCAUGUGCUACAUACAAUUGGACACCACCUGAGGGGGCUGGUCAAUUUCGAGGAAUGCCCCUGGAUGUGAAGGUGGUGCAUUUUAAAGGAUCAAGGAAACGUUUAAUGCUCGAGUCAUGGAACUUCUUCAGUUCUGCUUCUGACAUUUCUGAUAUGUUGUGCCUUAUUUUAAUGAGCGGGAGAACUAAGUACGAUUUUUGAGAUACGAUUUGUGGUUAUGUGGGUUGUGGACCUUCUGAUUUCCCUGAAAGGAACUUGACUGAAUUUUUCUUCUUUUAUUUAUUUAUUUUUUUUUUGAAUUUAAAGUCUUUUUUUUAACAAGUAUAUAACUUACCUACGAGAGAGGCCAUGGAACGGUUCUAUCAAAUAAGUUUUAGCAUUAAUGCUAUGUAUAUGACAAUUUAGACGGAACAUAUGGUCUUGCAAGGUCCAACGAAUCGAAGUAGCUUUAAAAAGAUCUAUGAUGUAAUUAUGUAUCGUGGAAAGGUCAAGUUAUUUCCAAUAUCACGGGAUGUACAAUUUUUGUGAAUA